Messenger RNA from Artibeus jamaicensis (Jamaican fruit-eating bat), 3053 nucleotides. RefSeq names its product mixed lineage kinase domain like pseudokinase (gene MLKL). The transcript is spliced from 13 exons. Gene Ontology annotation, biological process: cell surface receptor signaling pathway; protein phosphorylation. The record is from RefSeq and is a predicted model, not a curated record. Gene Ontology annotation, molecular function: ATP binding; protein kinase activity. Bases 323 to 1879 code for a protein of 518 amino acids. NCBI's taxonomy places the organism in Eukaryota, Metazoa, Chordata, Mammalia, Chiroptera, Phyllostomidae.
CAGGCGCAGCACCCAACGAGGUCUUCCUUCUGGGGAAAGGACAACCCUGCUGCUGCUGCGGUCGUGUCCGUGUCCGGUGGAGCGGGAGCGCAGAACGGAGCGCAAGAGAGCGCGGGAGCGCAGGGCACCGAAGGGAGGGAGGCUCAGGGACUCAGAUUUCUCCCCGGGCAGAAGGCACCGAUUAGCCGGAGUGGUCUUCUUGGAACUGUGCACGGGACAGAUUGAGCGCCUUCAGGCAGGACAAGGCUUUACAUCCUAUAUAUACAGCAAUCUUAGUAUCUAGUGAUACACAUUCAAGCUUUUCUACAACUUUCUUCCAGGUAUGGAUAAAUUGGGGGCUGUCAUCUCCUUAGGCCAGUUCGUGUACAACCAGUGUGACACGAUGCAGCACUGCAAGGGACAGUGCCGGCGUCUAAAGAGCCGGAUCCAAGGCCUGCUGCAGCCUCUGCAAGAGCUCCGGGACCGAGACAGGAACCUGCCCGACGUGAUCACCACUGCCCUGGACAAAUUCCAGGCUGUCCUAGAGAAAGCUAAGACGCAGAUAGAUAAUUUUAGCAGUAAAUCCAACGCCUUUAAGUUUAUAACUGCAGGGAGGGACAAAGUACUCUUUAAAGACAUAAACAGGGAGUUGAAUGAUGUCCACAGGGAGCUCUCACUGAGGCUUCAGGUGUAUCAGUUGGUGCCUACUUCAAGCAGCAGCCAAGGAGGGAGCUGGGAGCAGGAAGAUAAGCAGGAUGCAGAGGAAGAUUGGCAAGUCCUCCAAAGCCUAAGUGAGAGAGAGGAAAGGAAGGAGAAAGAGAGGGAGAGAAACAUUGCUGAGCAAGAGAAACAUCAAUUGGUUGCCUCUCGCACCCCCCAAACUGGGGACCUAGCCUACAACCUGGGAAAUGAAAGUAUUGAAGCUUCAGUGGAAAAAUUGGAAAUCAAUGUGGAUAAAAUCUUUGAGAAUGAAAAGAAAAAAGUCAUGAGGAUCAUUAGGCAUUUCAUAUGGUCAGACUUACAGAAAUUCAUAGAGAAGAUCCCGGAAUAUCAAACCAAGGAGAUUAAGAAGGAAGAGAUUUCAGAAGUCGAUGGGAUCCCGCUAAGGGAAAAUGAAUUCAGCAAAGUUUUUAAAGGAAAAUACUACCAAUCUUCAGUGGCCAUAAAAGUAUUCAAAAACAUCCAGGCCAGAAACAUUGGAGAAGUGAGGGACACUUUCAAUAAAGAGAUCAGAACCAUGAAGAAGUUUGAUUCUCCUAACAUCCUGCGUAUAUUUGGGAUUUGCAUUGAUGAAACAGUGACCCCACCUCAAUUCUCCAUGGUCAUGGAGUACUGUGAGCUCGGGACCCUGAGGGAGCUGCUGGAUCGGAACAUGGACCUCAGUUUUGCUAAGCGCAUCGUCCUGGUCAUAGGAGCAGCCAGAGGCUUAUUCAGGCUGCACCAUUCAGAAACCCCGCAACUCCACAGAAGCAUCAAGAGCACAAACUUUCUGGUAACCAGCAGCUACCAAGUGAAGCUUUCAGGAUUUGAGCUGAACAAAACUAAGACUUCCAUCAGUAGUGCAACCAAGAAAAAAGCACAGAGAAGCGGUUCCUCAGCAUAUGUCUCGCCUGAAAGACUGAAAAAUGUGUAUAAUAAAUAUGACAUAAAGGCUGAAAUAUACAGCUUUGGAAUUGUCCUCUGGGAAAUUGUCACUGGGAAGAUCCCAUUUGAAGGCUGUGACUCUGAGAAAAUCUACCAGCUGGUGGCUGUGGACCAGUACCAGGAGCCACUGGGUGAAGAGUGCCCUUUGGAGUUGCAGGAGAUCAUUGAUGAUUGUCGGGCAUAUGAGCCCUGCAGGCGUCCCUCUGUUAGAGAAAUCUUAGAGAAACUGUCUAACUUUUAUAAAGCUGAGGAUUGAAACGGAAACUAAGGAGUCCCUGAACAAGAAGCUGGAAGAGGUGCAAGCCGGGCAUCUUCCUCUCCCCAUCCAUUGGCAUGAGUUAUUUGUGGGCGCAGGAAGGCAGCGCUUCUCUGUCACAAAUAGAAAACAGUUCCAGUCAUGUAGAGCAUAUGCCCCUCCAAAUGAUAUUGUCAAAAAUACACCUCUGAUAGUAACUGUGAUAUGUUUUAUAAAAACGUAUCUCUCUUGCCCUGACUGUUGUGGCUCAGUUAGUGGGGCAUUAUCCAGCAAAGCAAAAGGUUGUUGGUUCAGUUCCCAGUCAGGGCACGUGCCUGGGCUAAGUCCCCAGCUGGGGCAUGUACCAGAGACAACUGAUUGGUGCUUCUCUUUCAUAUCGAUGUUUCUCUCCCUCCCUCUUUCUCCCUCCCUUCCCUUCUUUUUCAAAAUAAAUAAAGUUCUUUUUAAAAAGUAUUUCCCACUGUAUCCACACCUCUUGGCACUGUGACUUUGCAGCUCUUCCUAUCACAAGGUGGAGUCUGUCUAUUCAUGAAACUAAUGUAUUAUUGUACAUUAAUUAUACUUCUAUUGAAGAGAAAUACUCUUUCUUACAAAUAUUUAUAAAUGACUGAAUUAUAAAACUGGCAUUGGAUUCAAAAUAAUCCAGGGGGAGGGGAAUAAUUGUAAAGAAAAUGUUAAAGUAAGAUUAGCUAUGACUUGCUAACUGUUGAAUCUGGAUGAUGGGUACAUCAUGGUUUAUAUGCUCUUCUCUUCUCAAUAUGCUUAAAACUUUCCACAAGUGGUUUUUUUAAAUGAAAACAAAGUGGAGUCCACUUCCUCACCAUUUGAAUUUUGGCUGGCACUGUGACUGGCUUUGUCCAGUAAAAAUGUAGAAGCGAUGGCGUGCCUGUUCCAAGAAGAGGCUUCAAGAGAUCUUACAAAUCUCCCCUCCGUGCCUUGCGUCCCUACCCAGACAUGAACCGGGCUGGUAUGCUGGAGGAUGCGGGACCACAUGGACCAGAGAUAACCUGUCCCAGCUGAGGUCACACUAGACCACCUGGCCCAGUAGUUGGGCCAGCAACUGACCCAGUCACACUCUGAGUGAGUCAAGAUGAGAAGAACCACAAAACUGAGCCAUAGCAAACUGCUCAUUAACACAAUUAUUAUCUAAAUAAAUUAUUAUUGUAUUAAGCCA